AUGGCUGAUGCUUGUUCGGAUCCAUCAUCGAAUGACUGCGAUCCCGCUGUAGGGGUGUGUUUAAAUAAUGGAACAUCUUAUUACUGCGACUGCCAACCAACUUACUUGCUUCAAAGUGACGGCCACACGUGUAUUGCGGACCCUUGCGCCAAUUCGUCUUUGAACAACUGUGACCAACAACACGGGAACUGCACAACUCGAGGUACAAGUUACGACUGCGCGUGUGAAGUGAAUUACAUUCUUCAAGACGAUGGGCAUUCGUGCAUAGUCGAUCCUUGUUCGAAUUCGACUCUCAACAUCUGUGACAAGAAUCAUGGCCUUUGUAUAUCUAACGGAACGGAUUACGUGUGCGCAUGUCAUAACGGAUACGUACUGCAGUCGGAUGGAGUCACGUGCUCAGACAUUGAUGUUUGUGCUAAUUCAACUCUAAAUGACUGUGAUGACCUGAGAGGAUUCUGCGUCAGGAAUGGCACAGGCUAUUACUGUGGCUGCAAUCCCCCAUUCCGCCUCAAAUCUGACAAAAAGCAGUGUAUAUCACAACCUCAGUCCAAGACAUAUGAACUGGUUAGCGGUAGUGACGCGUGCCUUCAAGGGGAAUUGAGACAAUUCACCAGUCACAGCUUACUUCGAUGUGCCAACGCCUGUCUCGGAGUCACGUCUUGUACCGGUUACCAUUUCGACUCUGAUGCUGGCGGCAUAUGUGCCUUUGAAACUGGCAGCUCUGACGCUGAAGAAACUUGUUAUGUGACCGGUAAUACCUACGUCAUACCAUCAACCUAAAGACACUGAACAAUCUUCGAAAUAUGCCAGUUUAUUCAGACAUUUGUAUUAUACAAUGCACAUUCGUGUUUAGAAUUAACGCAAUAAGUGAUAUCUUACUGACAUACAGUACCAUUAUGACGUCACAAACAUACGUUGUAGAUGUAAAUAGUUAGAAUUGGAUGAUAUAGAUUCGUAUGUUGUUUACAAUGUGGAUUAGGUUAUAUUAUACAAUAUCAUAUCAUAUAUAAUAUCAUAUUAUCAUUGUGCAUACUAUAUUAAAGGACAAUAUAAAUUUUAAAAGAAUUCCACUUUUCCUAAUACAAUGUAUCGAUGACAAUGGUCAUGUAAUAAUAAUUAUACUAACUUUCAUUUAUAAAGCGCUUUUUACUGGUGUCUCACAGACCAUUAAUCUACUGAAACAUGUAU
This is a messenger RNA of Anneissia japonica, 1188 nucleotides long. RefSeq names its product matrilin-3-like. The coding region runs from base 1 to 780 and encodes 259 amino acids. Lineage: Eukaryota; Metazoa; Echinodermata; Crinoidea; Comatulida; Comatulidae. The transcript is spliced from 6 exons. Gene Ontology annotation, molecular function: calcium ion binding. The record is from RefSeq and is a predicted model, not a curated record.